Messenger RNA from Arctia plantaginis, 642 nucleotides. The record is from the annotation of a GenBank genome assembly. Lineage: Eukaryota; Metazoa; Arthropoda; Insecta; Lepidoptera; Erebidae.
AUGCGUACCGAAGUGCCAGUGUUCAAAAGAUGUUGUUUCUGUUUACCGCUCAGGCGUAGCUUGAUCGCGUGGGGUUAUUUUAAGUUGUUUAUUGCUACCAUACUGCUGCUUUAUUGCUUCGUGGUACUUUACCGGACCAUGAACGUAUUAUUUCACUUAAAGUAUUGGAUACAGGAGCUUAUAACACUCACUGUGGUAUGUGCGAUACUGAUUGUGGACAUCAUAUUACAUAUUCUGUUUAUCGUUGGAGCCCAUAAGAAAGAAGUUAAAUUUUUAAGGGCCUAUUACUACUAUUCUCUGACUCUGCUGGUGCUGCUAUUGCUGCUGGACCUGUACUGGGUUGUUUUAAUUAUUCAACAUAGGAUCUACCUGUAUAUUAAUACAUUAAUAUUCUCGGCGAUGGCUGUCAUGUUUCUUAAUUUACUUACGCAAGCAUACGUCAUAUUACUCGUGAGAAGUGAAAUUAUCAAACUCAAUAACAUUGGAUCCUUCAGGUUUGUAAAUAAUGCAGCCGAAGCUGAAUGUAAACUAUAUAUUGAACACCCACAUGAAGAAAUAGUUCAGAUAAAUGAGGAAAACAAUAAAAAUGAGAACGAGAAAUCAGACACGGACACAGAAGACAACCAUGGGAAUAUCGCUUAA